AUGAGCCCCAUUGAGUUACCUCCAUCAACUUCCGAGGAAGCAGACAGGAGGCAAUCGCAUGACUAUCCGAACAUGACGAAAGGCAACCCAAUACAAGGAAAGAUCCGCUAUCGAAUUGCUUCUAUGGCGGCGCGUUUCCGCAGUGCCUGGCUUGGUACUUUGGUUUUACCCAAAGCGCAGGGUGUCCGGGGACUUUCUCCCAAAGCAAAAUUGGAAAAGGGAGCGAGGCUUCCUUUUGUGCGUGAGCUUUGA
Penicillium crustosum is the source of this 252-nucleotide messenger RNA. RefSeq lists its product as uncharacterized. The record is from RefSeq and is a predicted model, not a curated record. NCBI's taxonomy places the organism in Eukaryota, Fungi, Ascomycota, Eurotiomycetes, Eurotiales, Aspergillaceae. The coding region runs from base 1 to 252 and encodes 83 amino acids. The transcript has 2 exons.